Molecule: messenger RNA, 1416 nt
Organism: Strongyloides ratti
Lineage: Eukaryota; Metazoa; Nematoda; Chromadorea; Rhabditida; Strongyloididae
Exons: 7
Coding region: 1-1416 (471 amino acids)
Source: RefSeq, a predicted model, not a curated record
AUGUUUGAAAUUAAAUUGUGGGAUGCUUACAUGGACAACGUCAAAAGAACAAGUUUUAAAAAGGCUGUUGCUAAAUUUUACGUCAACUUUGACAUGAGCGACCUUAUUAAGUUAAAGUAUUGUCAAGAUAGAACUAAAUUCUGGAAGAAAAUUUUAAUAAAAAUGUCACAAGAUUUUUUUGUGGAAGUACUUUGUGAUAUCAAGGACAGACUCGAGGUGGCUGAAUCUAUAGAUAAUUAUUCUGAAAAAUGUGAAUAUAUUGAAGAUAUUCAAUAUUUAAUGGAUAUAUUAAAAAUAGCUCCUCAAAAUCAGUAUCCUGAGAUUAAAGAAGUUGAAAAAAAAGUUAAUACUUUUAAAAAUGAUAAUAAUUUCUCAAUGACUAAUAGUAGUAUUCCAUCAUGUUCAAAUAAUUUGUAUGAUGAUUCAGAUUAUGUUAUUGAAAAUUUUACUGAUAUUCAAAAUGAGUAUGAAGCUGUAAAAAUUGCCAAAGAUGAUGGUAACAAUAAUGAAUAUAUUAGUGGCCUUGGGGAUGUUGUUACUAGAUUGUUGAAUCUUUAUCAUGCAACAUCGUCUGACCACUGUUUACAUAGUACAAUUUUUGAUUUUUACAUGAAAAUAAGGGGAGAAUUAGAUAAAACUAGUAAUAUUCCAAGAAAUGGGGAAGUUGAAAAGGAAUAUGAUAAAAAUUUGAUUAAUUUGAUUGAUAAAGAAUGUAACAGUUCACAAUCAUAUUUAUCUUCUGAUUCUACCCCAUGGUCAGAUGUCGUUUCAAAAAGGAAAAAAAUCUGUGGUGUUAAAAAUACCAAAACAAUUUCUAUUGCAGAUAGAAUUAGGGAUAAUAUUCCCAUUGAUCCUAGGAUCCCCGGAACUCGAAUUAUAAAAGAAAAAAGUAAGGGCCAUGGAUUUGAGUCAAUAUUUGGAGAGUACAUUCGUCUCCAUAAAAAAGAUAACAGUUAUAGGCCUAUCAAAUCUGUAACUAUAAAAGAUCCCUAUUUGAUUGAGGAUAUACAGGUAAAGAAUAUUCUCGAUUUUUUUAAAUAUUGUUGGAGAAAUAUAAAUACAUUAGAAACUUUUGAAAUUAUUACUGAAGCUCCUAAAAGUAGUAAAAAUAUUGUUAAACUAAAAAAGCAAUAUGGUAAGAGUAAGACUGACAAUCAAAUUGUUAACAUUCUAAGUAACAAAGAUUCAAAAAUACGUUGUUCAAUGUCAGAAAUUGAAAAUCACUGUAAAUCAUCAGGAGUUGACUUCAAUGUUAUUUAUGAAGAAAAUAUUCAUGAAAGAUAUGUAUAUUUUGACAACGGUAUUUUUUGUAGUCUCGAAAGGGGAUUAGAUUUCUACUAUAAUAAUUAUAACAAUUCUAGCAAUCGUAAUGAGUGGAACUGCAAAGCAACAUAUGUAUUCUAUUAUCGUCUUUAA